Molecule: messenger RNA, 3314 nt
Organism: Bombus huntii
Lineage: Eukaryota; Metazoa; Arthropoda; Insecta; Hymenoptera; Apidae
Product: omega-amidase NIT2-like
Exons: 5
Coding region: 2004-2723 (239 amino acids)
Biological process (GO): L-glutamine metabolic process; oxaloacetate metabolic process
Cellular component (GO): mitochondrion
Molecular function (GO): omega-amidase activity
Source: RefSeq, a predicted model, not a curated record
CAACAGAGAAUGGAUAUAAUUAUACAAUUUUCCAAUAUUUCAACAUUCAUUCAUGUACAUCGAUUUUUAUUAUCACAUUUGUUUCAUAUCUGAAGAAUAUGUAUUUGUUGGCAUCAAAAUAUUCUCUGUUUCAAUCCUUGGUCAUUUUAGAUCGAGACUUCAAAAUCUUCUUGAUUAAAAUUCUUAAAUUUUUUUAAAUGAGAAUCAUUAAUUAGAGGACAAAAAGUUGUUUCAAUUAUUUGAACAUUCUGCUAUUCAUACAAUAACAUAUUUCAUUUUAAAUUAAAACGAGAAUAAAUACUAUUGUGUAUAAAUUUAAUAGAACGACACACGUGAUUUGUAGUCAACACUGUGACAGUUUGUGCAAUUACCUUUUAAUCGAGUGGAAACGAGAGCAUUUUCAAAUUUCUAUUAACCAACGGUAUUAUCAAUCAAUUUUAACAAUGAUUGAAGGUUGCAAAAUUAAAUAUAAAAUGAUUUAUUAAUAGCAUACGUAGUGUUAAAUUUGCAAACAAGCAGCGUAUCUUUUAAGAAUAAUAAAGACACCAGAAAAUAAAGAUAAUAUUCUAAUUACAUUGCAAAUUAAUGAAUAAUUUAAGAAAUGUAUUUUUGUUAUAUUAAUGUAUCACAGAUUCUAGGUAAAGUAUUAAUUUAAUUUACUUAUUACUUAGGAGAUUGUAUUUGAAAUAUAAUUACAAUUUGUAAGGUGUAAUCAGCACACCUUUAAGCUAGUAGAUAUUUGGUAGCAGUUCUCAAGUCUUUGUGCAAUAUAGCACAAUUGAGUUUAACCGAGUUUAAUCCCUUUGACCAGCCAGCUUCCAAUUUCAUUUAUGGCAUAAUCUCCUGACAAUUUCAUGCCCUUCAGAAGAAACACAAUGUCCUAUUAUCGUUUUGUGAUUGUUGAAUAUGAUCACUCUAGCGUUUUAAUCUCCUUUCUAUGUAUGAUGCGGGUAUACCGUUUUCUGUUGUUUUUAGAUUCAAGUGACGAAAACUUAUGAAAUGAUAUUUUAAGUUUAAACUGAUCAAUUAAUUUAAUUAAUUGAUUUAUUGUAGCAACAAUGGUAAAUUGUUUAAAUAGAGAAAGAAAUUUACAACGAAAAAUGUAUGAAUGUAAUAUUUGAAAUCUAAAAUGAUAAAUUAUUAUGCGAAAAUAAUAAAACUCGCAAUGUCAGCACAUGGUCUCAUUAGAACGUGUUUAACGAGCGUAGCGUAGGCGUGAAAAUGAAAACGUUGAGGCUCUCGUGGUGUAAAAAGGCUAAAUUCCUCAUAAAAAUACAAGAAAUGAGAGGGAACGUUCGCCCUUAAACACAUAAAACCAAAAAAAAAGAAAAAAAAUAGAAAAGGAAAAAAACCACAAAUUUUAGUGAAGCUAUUUUACUGAAACUUAUUAUAUCAUUUUAACAGCUAUAUAUAAAACGUUGAAUUAUUUCCUUUCGCGCAGAGCAAUUUUAUUUCAAAUUUCUAGCUUCAGAAUGAUAAUUACGUAUUUGUAAUUAUCAACAAGCUUUAAAAAUAUGGAAUAUUCAGCCAGAUGAAAUAUAGGUAAAGUAUUUAGAAGAAAACAGAUUGAAAUGUUUUAUGUAAAACGAUUAAAUUAAGUGGUUGAGUUUGAAAAUUUGACUCGGUUUAAUAAUUCAAUGGAAAAAAUAUUCGCCCUAUGAAAAAAAAUUCAUGUUCCUGUCGAUAUAUCGGCGAGGUGCUCCUCUACUUUCGACUGCUCUGCAAUUCAAAUGCAAUACUCGAAUAUACAUGGCGAAAGAAAUAGAAAUUGAGUAAUUUAAGGGAACCAAUUACUCUCGCGUCGACGUAACUUCAAAAUGUUUCACGUGUCGGUGUUUGCGAAAUGAAGUUCGUCGUUAUCCGAUUAACACGCUUGCAGAUGCGUUCUUUUUGUUGCAAAGUAAAUGAACAAAUUGUGAACAAAUAAUGUUUACAAUUACAUCAAAAUUAAUGUCCUAAACUUUACCAAGAAUUAUUAAAAAUCCCUGCGUAUUGCUUACGUAAUGUUGAUAUUGAGUAGUACCAUACAUAACCUCAACAUUAUGAUACUUACAAACAUCGCUAAACAAGUAGUGCGAACGAUGUCGACAUUUCGCUUGGCGUUGGUACAACUUGAAGUAAAUGAAGUAAAACGCAAAAAUGUAGAGCGGGCAGUUUCCUACAUUUCUAGCGCAAAAGAGCACAAUGCUGAUAUUAUAGCUCUUCCUGAAUGCUUUAAUUCACCAUAUGGAAUACAGUACUUUCCAAAAUACGCCGAGAGUAUUCCUGAUGGUGAAACGAGCGUUGCUUCAUCGAACGCAGCUAAAGAAAACAACAUCUAUGUAGUUGGUGGUACGAUGCCUGAAAUAGAGGGCGCUAAAUUGUACAAUACCUGUACUAUUUGGGGUCCCGAUGGAACUUUGAUAGCAAAACACCGAAAGGUACAUCUAUUCGACAUCGACAUUCCUAAUAAGAUUACUUUUCGAGAGAGUGAUUCACUCAGUCCUGGUAACUCCCUAACGACGUUCGAUGUGAAGGGCUGCAAAAUAGGUAUUGGCAUUUGCUAUGAUAUUAGAUUCGAGGAAAUGGCACGCAUUUAUCGGAACAAAGGUUGCCAAAUGCUGAUAUAUCCAGCGGCAUUCAAUAUGACCACUGGACCACUGCACUGGUCAUUACUUCAGCGUUUCAGAGCGAAUGAUAAUCAAUUAUACGUUGCCUGCAUAUCACCGGCUCGUGUUCCUUAAGCAAGUUACGUCGCAUGGGGAGAUACACAGUUGACCAAUCCCUGGGGAAAGAUUCUUUACGGUUUGGAAACUCAAGAGAAUAUGGCAGUCACCGAUAUCGGUAAUUUACAGCUUAAAAUUAAAAGCGAGAGAUCCAUGAUGUAAUUAAUUUUUAGUCUCGUUAAUUUAUCGAUUUAGCCAUCUUCCUCUGUAUUUGUUGAAUUUAUUAGUAAGCAUUACUUAUUACUUCGUAUGUUUCUUUUUUCUAUCAGAUCUAAAAGUUGUUGAGGAAGUAAGGGCUCAGAUACCUACAUUUUCUCAGAGACGUACAGAUUUGUACGACACUGUCUGUAAGAAGGAGUAACUCUACACUAAAACAGAAAAUGUUUUUUUAUAAUAUUUCUACUACGAUAUCCUUUUUUUGUGAAUUAUUACUAAUUUCUUAUCAUUUGUACUGAAUGAAUGACUCAAUUAAGAAAAAAAGAAAAACGUUAUAAAUAAUAAUCUGUAUAUCUUGUGUAUCAACAUGUAAUUGGAUAUUAUAAUAAUAUAGAAUAAUAAUAUAGGAGAAUAAUAAUAUAGAAAAAAAUACAUGCUUUUAAACACCUUUAA